Messenger RNA from Oncorhynchus mykiss (rainbow trout), 14357 nucleotides. RefSeq lists its product as uncharacterized. The record is from RefSeq and is a predicted model, not a curated record. Lineage: Eukaryota; Metazoa; Chordata; Actinopteri; Salmoniformes; Salmonidae.
AAGGACAAGUACAGAUUAAGAAAAAAAGGAACAGAGAGAGGAGUGCAGUGAGGAGAGAAAAAGACAGCUUUUGCAGAGUGAAAGACUCCAAAUCUUUUUUCUCCCCAGGGUAUUUUCCUGAGCCUCACUCAUCAGUCUGGGCAGGAAUCGCUCGUCACUCUUUUCCUACCUCCCUCCUCUCCCCCCUUUAUUCCCUCCUUUCUUCCCUCUCUCCCAGCCGUGGAGCGUCACGAGAGCCACGCGAUGAGAAUAGAAUCAGAAGGGAGAGAGAGAGAGUGAGAGUGAGCAAGAGAGGGAGAGAGGAACGAACCAGGGAAGCGAGAGACUUACACACACCACAAGCAUUGGAAAUUGAAGGAGUUGGUGUGCAGCUCGCAAGAAGGCAGAGUCUGUGUGGACGGGCCCAGGGGCUGCACAGCUCCAGUGCUCUCUCUGCUUCUAACGUGUGCUGAGCCCUGCUCUGCUGUGCGCUCCACUACGCUCUACGCUGCUAGCCUGUGUGACUGGCUGUCUGCACUCAGCUGAGAAAGAGAGAGAGAAAGGGAGAGCAACUACUACUGCUACAGAUGCGAGGCUUUCCCCAGUGCUGGCUAUACUAUACCGCUCCUGAGGACUCCCAGACGGUAAAUUGACAGAUUGGUGGUCCACGAUGAGAGCGGAGAGAUAAUCGCGCAGAGAGCCGCCCUCCCAUCCCUGCCGUUUGUACCAAUGGAAGCAGUGUAUUGAUCCAUACUCCCAGACUCAUCAUGCCUCUGCCUCACAGAUAGCAUCUCUGAGGACCAGGCCUGCCCAGCAAGCCUCGCCUGCACCAUGGCAGGAGAGACUCAGCACACGUACCCUGUCAAAAAGCUGGAUGCUGAGUUCAAACUGCAGGAUGAGGGUACUGCACUGGAGCAGUACAGUAGCAGUGAGAAAGCCACAAAAGAGUCUUCAGAGCACUUCUCAAGUUCAGACGUGGAGGAGAGGACAAUCAGCAGAGGGGCCAAGUUUGUAGACAAAGACAGAGACUAUACUCAGCAGCGCGAGGCUGUGAUCCGACCUCAGCAGGCGGGGAAAAUAGACUUCAAGUCACUGCAGAACAAGCCUAAGUUCGCCAGCAACAGGACGUGGCCCAGUGGCAAAGGCAGCCCCCAAUCCCCCAGCGGAAAGAACCGGAGCCGAGACAAGGGUAAGAGGUCAGGGAAGUCGGAGCGCGGUAACCCACAGCAGCUAUACAGACUCAGCAUCACCAACCCACGCUCUAACCCUACAAUCGGCAUCGCCUACCCACAGCAGAAGGUCUCGCCACCCAAGAAGCUGGAGGCCAGUCGAGGCCCUGUGUCGGGCAGCUACAGGUUCCACGUGCCCAGUAUACCAGAGCGAGAGGCCGAGCUGCAGCAGGAGGAGCUCAACUACAGCCGGUGCUUUCAGGACACCUCCUCCAAUCUCACCUCCCCAAGCUACACCUCACAGGCACUGGGAACCACAGGUGGGACAUCCACCCACCAGCAGACACCCCAGCAGCAGCAGCAACCAGGCCCAAUGGAGAACAAUAAUAACUCACAGCCAAGCGGCCAGCUGCUCUUCCCAGACUUUCAGUUGAGUGGCUCCAAUGACUGGCAGUCUCCAGAGAGGACUUUUAAUGGUUCUAACUAUGGGAUUUCCUCACAAAAAUCCACAGUUCUCUCGGAGGUGAACAAGGCAAAUGGCAGCUUUUUGCCAUUUCAGUACGGAUACCUCUUAUUGGAAGACUCAAACCCAGACCCUUUUCCCUGUGAUCAGAACCCCCAAUCCCAGGACUAUAUAGACUCCUCUUUGACUCCUGCCCAGGUGACUCUUAACUCUUUUACCUUUCAGACAUCUGUGGAGGGUCAGGAGGGGGUUCAGAAUAACACUCAAUUCAACAGUGACCAGCGACAGGACAGGUCUUCCUACCCCCAUCCUCCACAGCCACCACAGUACCUGCAAGCACCACAAGGGGCCGCGUCCUCUAUGCACUGCACCAGGGGCCUGAGUGAGGACUCAGCUAGUAGUGAGAGCUCUGGCUCUAUCUCCCAGCAGUCAGAUCAGGGUAAGAGUUCCCUGCCAGAUAGCACGGACACUUUCGUCCAGGCAGACAAUCGGGAUGUACCCCUCACUUCAGGGAGCAAGAGGAGUUGCCACCCCAAAGACAGUGCUGCCAGCCAGAGAACACACAUUCAAGCCAGUGUACACCAUGCCAGAAAUAUUGCACAAGGUCCAAACUCCCAAAUGCACUUUUCAAACAAAGCCUACAACAGCAGCCCUCCACUCAAUAGCAUCCACAUGAGCUCUGUGCCUUUUGACAAAAGCGUCAACACCAAGCCCCAUAGUAGGUUACCACACUCAUGGGAGGGACCGAAUAAGACCUUUUCACCAGCAGACCAAAACACUAUGACUUAUCCUAAUAUGAAUGACAAGUUUCAGAACCAGCCAGCCGUCGAUCAAAGGCCAAACACAUCCAAAAGCAGUAGGAUGCCAUGGCAGCAGAUACGCCUAACUUCUGUCAUGCCAAACCAAAACAGGAUAGAGUUGUCUAGGCAACAAAGCAACCAAAAGCUCACUUUUAUGGUAGCACCCUCUGACUGGCAGGAUGACACUAAAUCACAUAAGAAUGGCUCACUGAAAAGCCCCAGCUCCUUCCAAAACAAUAGACCUAGUGAAGGUCUAUCAAACCCAAGGCAAGAGAGUGUCAAACAGGGCUGCAGUACAAUACCACAUUUUAAAGUUGAGACAAGUCACGCAAAGGUCUGUGAGUCCAAGAAUAAGCCCAUAUAUUUUGGAAUGAACCAAUCAGUACCUGGGGCAUCAUCAAGUACAUAUGGAUAUCCACCAUUGCAGGUCCCACCAAUGGGACUUAUGAUGGUGUCACCAUAUGACUCUCCCUCGCCCUCCCCAAUCCAUAACCCAGCCUCUAGCAGCACAUGUUCCUCACUCUCCCCAGCCUCAACAAGCCCUGUCAACCUCUCUGAGGACAGUCAGAUAUCAAAGACUGGGCAUCCCCCUCCAUUUUAUCACCAGCACCAACUGAAGGCACAAGGACCCACAGAUCACCUCAGCACUAACUCUCACCAUUUCCACUCAGACGCCUCCCGUAAUCUGCCUUUCGCCCCAGAGAGGGAAAAAGAUGACAUGAUGAACUACCUGCAGAAUAACGAACAUCAAAAGCCUAGUAUGGAAGGCAACAAGGGCUAUAUGGAGGGCUUUGGGGUGGAGCACCACCCACCUCCACCACCAUACUCUGCACAUCAACUGUUAGCCACGUCAUUAGCCACGGCAAACCUUGACCAACUGGAUGUGCUUCUCACGUGCAAGCAGUGUGAUCAGAACUUCACUAACCUGGCCUCAUUCCUUGGCCAUAAGCAAUACUGUGGACAGCAUGCGUUUUCACAGAAAGUGGAUGACACCAGAACAACUCCAGGAAGUUCAACACAGUUUCACAAUGACAUGACAAAAGAUCCAUCCUCUGGGACCAGUUUAUGUCAACGUGUCUCCAUGCCAAGGUGUCCAACUGACCUUCACCUGUCUCUGCUGGGGCUCAAUAAGAAUGGAGAGCUGAUGUCUGACAGCGAAACAAAAGGAGAUUCUAAGGAUGACCCCAUGAAACUUAACCUGUUCACUGGGGCAGGUAACCUUCCUGUCGCUCUUCCUGACUUGGAGAUGGAGGAUGCAAAAUUAGAUAGCCUAAUCACUGAGGCUCUAAAUGGACUGGGCUAUCAGUCAGACAAUGCAGAGAUUGACAGCAGCUUCAUUGAUGCAUUCACAGAUGAUGAUCCCGCCACUGUCAAAGUAUCGUCAAACAGGCAGACUCUGAAAACCAAAGACUCAAUGGUCUUUGAGGGCAAAAUCAAACAAUCUACUGAAAAUGAUAGGUCUCUGACACAAGGAAAAUAUCUUUAUGACUCAGACAAAGCGAGCCUUCAGACAGAAAACAACCACACAGUAAGCAAACUUGAGAAGACCACUCUGAAUUUUGAGCAGGAUGAGAAAAUCAACAUCAAAAAAGAACUCUCUCAUAUAAAUUCAAGGAUCGCCUCAGGAGAGAAACCGAGGGAGCAAGAAAAUAAAGUGAAAGAUAUAAGAAAGCUGUGCAAGAGUGAAAAGGAAAACACUAACACUCCAAGGUUCCUCUUAUCCAGCACAUUUUCAGAACGUUGUGGAGUUCGAAGCCUCCGGGAUAGCUCUUUGUUGAGUGGCUCAACCUCUUCCCAAGUCUCCUCGGCAAACAGGAGUUCCCCAACCCCAAAGAUUACAGCAAGGGAGAAUAAAAGGAAAAGGACCGGUGCCGGUACCUGGAGCAAAGAACUCAUCCACAAAAUAGUUCAACAGAAAAACAAGUUACACAAGCUCCAUGUAAAAGGCACCAAAAACCUCCAAUUCUCACUGGUGAUGGAGAGAUUGACGCCCACAGUGCCAAACCCUACAUUUGGGGAGUACGACUAUGUCUCAGACUCAGAUGACGAGUCUGAGCCUGUGAAGAUAGCAAGCCAAGGUCGCCUGAGGCAAAGCAGCCGCUGCAAGUACACCUACACAAAGGAGUGCAAAUGGAGGGCUAGGAGUGACAGGGACAGUGCAGCAUGGAGGCACGAGUCAAAAGAGUGCUUUGAGGUGAAGAAAGCUGAAGAUGUCUCCUUGUCUCUAGAGAAACCUGGCUCUCACCAGAGACUUCGGAGGAGAGGCAGCAGGUCAUCCACUAGCAGUGAAGUCAGCACGUCUGUGAGUAUCUCCAGCGAUGGCAUCAACAGCCCCAAAAGCACUGACCGCACAGACUCAGACUGUGAGAAAAGGGUGGAGAUCAGGAGGAAAGACUCUUCCGAGCAGAGAACCUACGAGCGAUCUCCACAGAAGUUAUCCAAAGAGUCUAGCACACAACUAGCACUGACAUUCACCAAAUCUACUCAGAGGUAUAGCGCUGAUAAGACUUUCGUCUCUACUAAUAAAGACACGUCAAUGGCCUUAAGUAUCACUAACUCGAACAUUGAAGAUGUUGAUCCAGUAUCAGGGCUACUAAAGGUGGGGAGUGCAGUGAAAACCCUUGAGAAAUGCAGAAGCACAGACGUGUCCUCAAGGGAGAAGGACGACUCAUUUAGCAGAGAAACUGAAACGAAAGCAAGUUCAGACAAAAACACACCACUGAGGACAGCCGUCAAGAUCUCCAAAGGGGAAUCAAUACAUUUUCAGUCUAUUAGUUCUGAUCUCAAAUCACAUCAGCUUCAAUCAGCACAUCCUGCCACAAACAACAUGGAAGCACAUUCGUAUAAUAAAUUCAAAAAAGAUGAAACCAUCUCAAAGGAAAAAUCUGUACACAAAAGGCGGGAUAGCGUGGGAUGUCAAUCUAUACAGCCGCAUUCAAAGCUAUCAGACAUUUCUAUGUUUGACAAACACAAUGAGAGUGUCUAUCCAAUGAAAGAUCCAAUGACUUUCACUAAUGACUUAGUCCCCAAGUCCACAACUCUUUGCAGUGCACUCAUGGAUGAAGUGUGCCUGUCUCCAAUUGAACUUCAGGAGCCUCUGACACAGAAAGAUACAUCAGAUCUGAUCCCAUACCCCCUAGAGCAGGACCAGAGUCUUAUGAAGUCUCCUCUCUCAUUUGACACAUCGUCAAUGUUCGGGGACCUCUCAGUGGCAGGAUUUGAAAAUGGCCUCUACACUGACAUUCCAUUGCACAAAGAAGGUUUCAACUCCUUAAAUACCACCAAUGACAAAAAGGAGGUGUUUAGCGCAUCAUCCUUUCUUUCUCCUUUCCUUUCAGAUUACAAUCAUGUUCCUUUGUCUCUGCCAGACAAAAUAAUAGACUACAGUACAAAUCUCAACAGCUGUGCGUCAGAAGAUGAGCUAGAGAUAAAGAGGAUUGUGACCGAGUUGGAAAAUCAGCUCCAGACAGCCAAGCUGAGUCCACCACUGCUUACUGAGGAGUCCCCAAAGCAGCUGAAGAUGAGCAAAUUCUCCCCUCUGCGUCUGGACGACGAAUCUGAGAAUGAAGACACUGGUCUAGAUAUGGGCUGCCCUGUGCAAAGCAUGGCGCUGGCAGUGUCAAUUAUGCCAUCUGACCCACAUUCAGAGUCCUUUGCUGAGCAUAGUCUACCAUGGUCCAGUCCAUUUGAGUUUGAGUUGAUGGAGGGACAGCAUACUCCAACACAUGACGAACCCAUUGUCCUUGAACAAUUUAGCAAGAAGGAUGAUCGUGAACACAGUAUGACAACUACAACCUCAAAUACAGAGAAAGUGAAAGAGCAACUGAAACAGGAGGACCACAGAGAUGAAGACAUGGAUGUUGACAAGAGAACUGACAUAGAGAAAUCUGAGGAGAUUCUAGAGAGUAAGACCUAUGCAGAAAACCUGAUGAAAAGCCUGGAAGUGAUAUCAGAUUCCAUUUUCAAAAAUGAUCCCAUAACACCUGAAGAGGAGGAGCCAAACCUCACCUCAUGUAAGAGCCCAGCACACUUACACAGUGAAAGCCAAACUCCAUCUGCUAAUGCAGCUGAAAGCAGAGAUCAUAAUGAAAUGGUGAUUCUUGAUGACGCGAAUAUUAAAUCCACACACUUCAGGUCACAGCCUCCUCUCUCUAAAAAAACAGAGCUCCCAUCUGAUGUAAUAAAAGAGAUUGUUUCACUCCAGCCAACUGAGUCUCUACCUAACAACGACAGUGGGUCAGAAUUCAAAGACAUCCCAAUCAUGAGCAAUGUCACUGAAGACAAUAGUGUUAUAGAAACUGAUUAUUGCUCAAACACUGAAAUGGAUAAUCAACCAAUGGCUGAGGAGACCUGUGAGAACCAGAAGCUAGAGGACUAUGGGGAUGAAAUCCUUGAAGCCAAAAGUGCCCUCCCUGAUCAUACAGAGCAUCUAGAUACUACCAUUGAUGAGCAUACAGAGCUUCUAAGGACUUCCAUUGAUGAGCAUACAGAGCUUCUAGAUACUACCGUUGAUGAGCAUACAGAGCUUCUAAAGACUUCCAUUGAUGAGCAUACAGAGCUUCUAGAUACUACCGUUGAUGAGCAUACAAAGCUUUUAGAUACUUCCAUUGAUGAGCAUACAGAGCUUCUAGAUACUACCGUUGAUGAGCAUUCAGAGCUUCUAGAUACUACCAUUGACAAGCAUCCAGGGCUUCUAAAUACUUCCAUUGACGAGCACACAGAGCUUCUAGAUACUUCCAUUGAUGAACAUACAGAGCUUCUAGAUACUACCAUUGAUGUGCACACAGAGCUUCUAGAUAGCACCAUUGUUGAGCAUACAGAACUUCUAGAUACUUCCAUUGAUGAGCAUCAGGAGCCAGUGGAGGACAUCAGUCUCAAUGCUACGUCUGUGAGCCAGCCCUCGAAUGGGUCCAACCUAGCAGACCAGGAAAUGGAUGUCAACUUGGAUAAUAAGCCUGAAGAGGUAGAAAAUGCAUCUGAGGAACAAUCCAUAUACGUCCAAAGUAACUGUAAGAGUGUAUGUCCCUCACCAUCUGCAAAUGAACAGACGGAGGACAGUUCAACAUGUGUAAUGAAGGAAGACAACAUUGAAUCCAAAAGUACAAUACAGAACAAAGUGAUAAGUCAUACAGUUUCUCUGAGGUGUAGCCCCCCCGUGAAUGAUAUUACCAAUCAAUCAACCCAUGUCUUCAUGGAGACUGUCGCAGUUAAGCCUUGCAGUCCACUGUUGAUGGAAACCAAUACAGAACAUGCUAACCACACAUCACCCUUUUCCAACAUUGACUCAGAUGAUGAAAGCACCAUGUUGGUCAUUGCUGAGUGUGACAGUGACCUUGACAGUGAUGCACACAUGGAACAUACACCUGAGGACAAAGAAACAGAAAUGGAACCUGAAUGUGAGGCCAACCAUAGACAAAGAGAAACGAUUCCAGAAGUUGAAAACAUCCAGGAACAAGUUCCCUUACAUCUCAUGGCAUCUCCCCAGCACUCACCAUGCAAAGAGGAUUUGCAGAUGGACGAAAGGCUGGAUAUUAUUCCAGAGGAUGCUCCUCCAUCCAGUCCUGUUCUACCAGCUUCUCCACACACACCUGUGGACAACUCUAACACACAAGAACAAGAACAUCCACAGCCAAUCACAUGCAAUAAUAUAGAUACUAUGCCAGCCUCAAUCCAAUCUCCCAAGGAGGAAAAGUGUGACGACAUAAAUGCCAAAGAAGCACUGCAUAUUGAUGACUCAUUGACCAGAAGAGCUGAGAUGGAGUACUCUUUAGUAAGUCCUCCUCAACUGGACUUGGGAAUCACAGAUAGUAAAAUAUGUAGCACUGACGCUUGCAUUCCUUCCCCUCUACCCUUGACCAUUGCAACAGAGGAAUCUGAGGCAAUGGAGGCCCUUACGAAGAGAGUCUCUGUAUCACUGUAUGAUUUCAAAUUAAGCCCACUAAACUACAAUUACAUUCCAGAUGAGCCUCCACAACUGAGUCAGUUCGAUUACACUCCUAUCUCCCCAGCCAAUGUGGAUGAGGAGGAACCAGCCAUCAAGCAGAGCACCAAGGACGACUGUGAACCUUGUGAUCGCAGUGAUGACACGACAUUAACAUCAGACAAAAGACUGUGUGACAUAGAGACAGAGGUACCUAUGAGUCCAGACCAUACAGCCAAGCUAAGUCCACCAGAUGAAUCUUUGAACAAGAGCAACAUCCAAAAUGACAUAAAAUGUCCAUCCAUUUUACUGGGUCUUCCUUCUCAGAACACUGCUCCGUCCACUGGCGAUUUGGACAUUUGCCCGGCUCCCCUUCAAACGAUUGAUUAUAUGGACUUACAUGUUGACUUGCUGAAGAGAGUGGAUCCAGAGGCCCUGGAUAUGUAUAAGGUCCCUAGUGAGCUGAACACCCUUGCUUUUAUAAAGGACAUCUCAGAUAAUCAGCACACGCCCAAACCACUGAUCAUCUGUGAGAAUGAGCCAACCCCAUUACCAUCAGACCAAACAGAAUCACUAACAGUUGAGGAAGGUCAGUGCUCAGUAACCCACCAGCAAGAGGAAGAAACCACCCAGAAAAAGAUACAUCUGUGUGAGAUAUGCUCAAUGUGUUUCCGGACAGUGCCAGGAUUGAAGAGACACAAGGCCAUGAAACAUUUGAUCAGGACUGAAAGAAGCCCAAUUUUGGAAAAUGCAAAUCAUCAAGGGAGUCUACACAGUUACCAAACAUCCCAGUCUAUAGAAACAGGAAAUAAAGAGGAUCUAGAGCUCCUGGUUCCACACACCUGUUUGCAAACAGAAAGGAAUGAGGUUUCUGAGAAUCACUGUCCUGUGACAAGUAAUAGCUCCUUCGUAACCAAACAAGGAGAAACAAAUGUUAUCCUGGAGAACAUUGCAAGUGAAACAAAUAUGGCAGUGCCAGCUGAUGACAUAGUCCAGCAAAUGCCUCCUCAGUUUACAAAAGCGAAGAAAAUCUACAAAACACGGAAGAACAGAAACAAGGAAGUGAAUGUGAAGCCUGACCCAUUCUCUGACGAGCUUCUCAAUAUAUUGAAAACAGACAUAUUACAGGCUAUUACUCCUGAAUUUCAAACCCAGGCAAAGCAAGGAUGCUGCAAGUCACCAGAGAAACAAGACAUAAUCAAUUAUCUUGUUAACCACAAAGUUACAGAGCAGGAGGAAGUCCCGUUUACUGUAACAAGUAACAAUGACAUUGAACAGAUGCCAAUGUCUCCAAUGGAGCUUACAAAUCUGGCUAUGGUCUUGACUCAAAGCAACAAUGAUACAGAAGAGGUGAAAAGCACAAAUCUGCCAGAGAUCAUCAAUGGAGUAGCGGAAGUUAGUAUGGGAGUAUCUGUAAGUAAGGACAUUAGUAGAGAGUAUGAUAUGUCUAGAGAGAAUUUGCAAGACACAAAAGAGGCAUGUGAGCAACAAACUAAAGAUGAGAGUAAUGCCAAAGAGAUACUGGGAGAGGUUGCAGUAAAGAUUGAAUGUGAGAAAAACAGUGGCCCGACAGAUGAGGUGGAUAAUCUCUCCUGUUUUAAAUCUUCUCUUGCAAGCCCUCCUAGACUAAGUGCUGAUUUGAAUGGUUUUCUUGAUGAUGAAAGCACAUUCUCCCAGUUAUUCCCCACUAGAAAUGAGGAACUGAAAAGGAAAAAAUUUGCAAAGGUUUAUGGUAAGAAGAACAAGAAGCAGAAACUAUCAACCGAUUCACCGUUAGUUCAAGAACAUCCUCCUCCUGACCUAUAUCUCGAAAAGAAAGAUGACUAUACAGAAAAUCAGAUAGACCAAACAUUUGUCAACAAUCAAAAUGACCCUUGUGAAUAUGAAACAAUAUCCAUUGACGAUGCUAUCAUGUUGAACAUGUGUCAUAAUAGCACAUUAAAGAGUGAUUCCAAAAAAGUAUGUAGCAUGAAAGGAGACACAACAGACCACAAAGACAAUCAUGAGAAUGGUGUGGACUAUGGCAGUGACUUCCUAUGCCAACCUGAGAGCACUAUCGACAAAGCAUCAUUGGCAUGGAGUGCCUCCAACGACUCUGUUACAGAUACUGUGAUCUCCUCUGACCAAACUUCCUUUAAAGCAGAAGCCCCAACCCCACCAUGUCCACUUCCUAUUAUAGCCUCUUCUGCACCUUAUCCUAGAGAGCCAUGUGCUACAGACAACGUGUCUCCUUUCCACAGCAUUGACAUCCCAAACCUCAAUACCACAUUCCAGCUACCAGAAAUUCAAUUAUUUGACUCCAACAAGGACAUCCCAUUAGAAAGACCCGUUGCCACUGAUUAUGCGGAGACCAGAGACACUGCAAAGGCCAAGAAGCUCACAGAACACAGGGGAAGGAAACGACAAGAGGGCAGCGUGAAGAUCAAGGACAAACAGUACAAGUGCAAGGUGUGCUUCACCUGGUUCCUUACCCUGGGGGAGCUCAACUUCCACAAGUUAUCCCACAACCCCUCUCCACCUCCCACCUGCUACAUGUGCGUCCAGCGCAAGUUCAGCUCCCGGGAGCAGCUGAGGGACCACCUGAGGGAGAAACACGCCAAGAACAAGGCCGGCAUCUGGACCUGUGGCAUGUGCCUGAAGGAGAUAUCAGACGUGUGGAUGUACAAUGAGCACUUACGGGAACAUGCCACGCAGUUUGCCCGCAAGGGCCAGUCACACAGCGCUAUCCUGGGGAGUCUGCCGGGCUCUGGCAUGCAGGAGUCAGCCGUGAAGAACUUCAUCACCUCCAUCAUGCAGCGCCGCCCCAGCAAGGCCAGCAGAGAGACCAGUAAGGUCUCCAACAAGGAGAAACUAGCCAUAGUAGAAAACACAGAGCAGGUGAAAACUACAGAGGUAGCUCAGCCCAAAGUUGUCAAGCCUAAAGGGAACAGUGAAAAAGUGGGGAAACCGAGCACGCUGACACCAGUUGAGGUUCUGCACAAUACAGAGCCAGUGCCAAAGAAUGUGGAGAUGCACCCCAACUGUAAAGACCCCUCGAGAGACUGCCACCACUGUGGCAAGCAGUUCCCCAAACCCUUCAAGCUUCAGAGGCAUCUGGUUGUGCACAACUUAAAUAAGAUUUUUCUGUGCCACAAAUGCCCAGUAACCUACCAGGAGCCACAGGAACUAAAAUAUCAUCUGAAGAAUGAGCAUGAGGAGGUGGAUGAGCUUGACUCAAAGCAUACCACCCUCUACACCUGUGAGCUGUGUGCAGAUGUCAUGCAUGUGAUCAAGAAAUCUUUCAUCUGCAGCACCUGUAACUACACCUUCUCUAAGAAAGAGCAGUUUGACCGACACAUGGAAAAGCACUUGUCAGGAGGGAAUAAGAUCUUCAAGUUUAGAGGCGUUCUCAGGCCUAUCAAGACAUCUCCCUCCAAAGAGAACGAUGAGUGUGAAUUGCCAGCGAACAAAAAGAGAAAAAUCCUUACUGACAUUCUACAAGAGAACAGCUCUGACAGUGGCAUCGCCAGCAUAGCCUCACUGCACUUACAUAAGAGUGCUGAGAUGCCAGUUCUGAAACUCUCUGUACACACAACAGAGGACUCUACACAGACCAGUGCAGGUGAAUAUCAUACUGACAAUUAUGCCAGUGUGAAGACGGAGGACAUGGCUGAGGAAUACUCUGACAUGCUGGUAGAGCUGGAGCAUUGUACGUUUCACCUGGGCUCGGAAGGUCUCUCAACUGCUACACCCAAAACAGAGGACAUUGAUCCCAGUCCUUCACCUAAGCUGCCUGUUAGAGACAUUGGUGAGGCCGAUGGCAAAUCAUUCACAGAGCCAUGUGAUGUGAAAGAAGAGCAUGAUCCACUUGAGAGCAGUAUAGCUGAAAAGGAAAAGGAGUGCUUUGCCAAUGCUAAGCAGAGCACUCCUGAGAGCAGCAUACAGACUACCACAGCAGAAGUUGAAAAGAAGACACAGAGGACAGAUUCCACGGCAUCGGAUGAGGAGUUGUAUGUUAGUUUCCGCGAAAACCUGAUCAACAGCUCAAUGACACCCGAUACACAUGAUAUCCACCAUCCUCCUACAAAGCAUAAAUCAUCUACCGUUGUGAUGGACCAAAUGAGGGAGGGUGAGCUGGGGCAACAGACAACCAGCCGUCACAGCCAUGACAACAAGCAGAAUGACAAAACCUCCACACCCAAGCCCAGUGAAAACACUAAACACAGCUCCAACAAUAGCCCCAGGGCCAUGGAGUCAACACCAGUCCACCACACUAAGAUCACUUCCCAGGGCCCGGCAUCCAAUGAGGACAAAGACUCUGUGAGAAGAGAACAGAAGAAGAGGAAAGAGAUGAGGACACCUCACAGUUUACAGAGGGUCUCCUCGUCUGCCACACGGGAGAACCUUGCUGCCGACGUCAAGACCAAAAAUAAGUUCCGUCCCAGCAAGUGCGAGAGUCCGGCAGUUCACAGGAAAUCAGACGGCUCCAGUGAAUACCCGGUGCUCUCUUCAGUGAAAGAAGAUGUGGUCAGCAACAAAAUAGUCUCCAAGCACAAAACAUCAGGGAGUCUAGGCCUUCAAGCAAAGAGAAGCUCCCUCGAUAACUGCACGCCAAGGAAAGCAGAGAUGGUGCAUCAUAUUAAUGGGGAUUACAAAGCCAAAAAAGGGCCUCUUGGACGGCCUCUUCAUUACCCAGUUUCUAAAGUGUCAGCGCUUCCUAUGAACAAUUCCUUGAAUAAGUCUAGGCCAAAGACAGGGGUGAGGUCCAUGGAGAGCCACUCCUAUAGGACAGCAGAGUCACAGAACAACCUCCUGAGCCAGCUGUUUGGCCAAAAGCUCACCAGUUUUAAGAUUCCUUUGAGGAAGGACACUUCAGAACCAAUAAACUGAUUGUGGGAAGGAUCUGUGGGAUAGAAAACAAAGAGACUGAAUAGUUGUUCACGUUAUUGAUGAUCAAGACAAUUCAUGACCAUGAAUGAGAUUGCAUGGCUCUCUGUGAAAUGUUUGUCUAAAUAAUUAUGUUGUCACUUUAUGUCUUCUUCUCUUGUGAGGAAUAAUGGCAGAGAUAAUUUUAUUAAUCUAGAAUGAAAAUGCUAGUAGGGCAAAUCAUUGACUAAUUCCUGCUAUUCUUAGGUUGAACAUUAUCUUUUUCAGAGACUAUAUUUCAUUAAAAAAAUACAAAAAGAAUACUUGAAAAUAAAACAGAUUUUUCUUCUCUUUUUUUUUACAGCUAAUGCAUGUCAGUUUCACAAUCAAAAAGUGUUCAUAGAGAAUAUUGCUUUUUUUAAUGCAACAGGACCAAAUGUCAUCCCAACGGACUUGGACUAUGUCAGUGCACCUUUUGUAAAUGCUUCUCCAAAAAUUACUCUUUUUGUAUUUUUACCUUACUGUACUUCAUUGACAUUCAUUAUAUUAGCUUUUGUAUAAACAUGAAUUGGUGCUAUGUUAUUCUUUAUUGUAAUGUGAACGCCAAUGUCCUCUAACUGAAGGGAACAUGAGAUCUGUAGCAGUUGCAUUCAUCCAACCGUUUGUGCUGGUUCUCUGUAGUUUCUUUAAAAAAAUGUAAAAAAAAAAAAAAGACUGUGUAAAACCUCCUCCAACAAAGUAUUCAUCUGUACAUCCUUAGGAAAGAAAAUUAGGAAAGCUUGCAUCUGUACAAACUCAGGUGCAUCCAAGGACUAUUCACAGUCCUGAGACCUGUUUUAGGAGCUCCUCCCAUGCACUGAUAUUACCACACAAAACACACACUCAGUCCUCCGUGUCUGUCCUCCAACUGUUUAAUUAUGAAUAUUAUUUACUAAGACAAAAAAGGUGCUUUAUCUUGUUUAUAUGUAUCUUAUAUUGUAUUAUAUUGUAGGUAGAAGAUUUCCUGGUGCAAUGCUCAAUGUCAAAGUUUUAUUUUAAUAAUGUGCAACAGAAUCAGAGAGAGAGAGAGAGAGAGAGAGAGAGAGAGAGAGAAAAUACAUGGAAAUGCAAUGCCUCUUGUAUUGUAAAGUGGUUCACUUAGUGCCUCUUUUAAAGUUGGUUAUUAAAAAUAUGCAUUGGUU